This is a messenger RNA of Coffea arabica (coffee), 1583 nucleotides long. NCBI's taxonomy places the organism in Eukaryota, Viridiplantae, Streptophyta, Magnoliopsida, Gentianales, Rubiaceae. The record is from RefSeq and is a predicted model, not a curated record.
GAACGGUUGAAAAGCACCAACCUUGUCGACGUGUGAUCCACGUCAUCCACCUGGCCUAGUUCAACUGUAGUAUCUAGGGUUUAGGAUUACUCUGUAUCCAUUAUGUAUUAUGCACAAGCAUGCCAAUGACUAAUUUUUUUUCUAUCACAAUAUCGCACUUUUUUAACCGAAAGUUUCUGCCUUUUUUAUUUUGUACAUCACGGCAAUGCAACCAUGAAUCGACUAAGCUAAGCACCUUCUGAUUGACAAUAUAAAACAGGGGCCUCGCUUGACAAACAAUUUGUAUGCACCUUCUUCGGCACAAGUGUUUGAAAAAUUAAAGAGGGAGGAGAGGAAACCUCAAAAAGAAGAAUGGCGCCUCCUUUACCGAAAGAGAAGGUCAAAAUUCUUGAAGAGAAAUUUGAAAUGAGUGACUACAUUCCUGGAGAAGAAGUGAUGCACCAGUUGGUAAAGGAUACUGGACUAAAAGCAGACCAAAUCAGGUCAUGGUUUGCAAGAAGAAGACAGAAAAGUAAGAAUGAGAAGCAAAAGCUCAUUCUGCUCAAAGCAAAGGAGGAAAAGAAGAAUGAUGAUGAGACACCAGCAAAGGAAGGGGAGAGUGCUGAACUGGCAGCUCGGCUCAAAGAAAAGGAAGUGAAGAUUGCUGAACUGGAACAUCUGCUCAAAGCAAAGGAUGCCGAUAUUAAGAGCCGAAAAGCUGCGGCUGGAAUGAAGGAUGAUGAUGAGACACAAGCAAUGUGGCUAGAAGGGCGUGAAGCAGAUUCGAGGCCAGAACUGGAGCAACAAGCUCGAGAAAGGGGGAAAAGGAAGAGGGAAGAAGAGACGGAUGAACUCGAGAGGAAGAUUGCUAAGCAGGAUGCUGAGAUUGGGAGCCUAAGAGAUCAGAAUGCAGCAUUGCACCUUCAGAAUGCAGCAUUGCAAGUUCUGAUUGCAGCACUGCAGGAACAACUGGAGAAUCGAGUUAGCUGGGAUGAUAUACGGUCUUUGUUCUAGUACUUUAAUUUCUGGAUGGAAUAAAAAGUGUUGCAGUGUCUGAGUGUCUGGAGUAGAACGAAAAUAUCAUAAUAAGUGUCGAUUUGACAGUUAUCAGGAAAGAGUUCAAGUAGCAAGCAUCCAGGGUAUUUUUGGAACAAGGAGAUGCAAGACCUUUUUGAUAAUUUUGACCGAAGACAGCAACUAGAAAAAAGGGCAAAGAAAGCAAACCUAAGGGGUGUCACUUCUUCCUCUCCGGAAGGAGAGCCGCCGCAGAGGAGAUAGAAAAUAUAGAAAUAGCAUAGGACCAGCACUACGGAAGCUUAGCUUUUGAUUUCUCUUUGGAAGCUUUUGAUUUCUCUUUGGAGGCUUUUGAUUAGGACCUUUCCUGCGCAAGUCAGGAGCAUUUGAGGAAUUGCUUUCGUUGACUUUUCCCUCCUUGUCUUUUAGCAUUUUGGCUUCCCUCGGAUGUUAGGAAAAAGUGGAAGCAUUGAAUUCCCCUCUGUAGCUCCGUUAUUUCCUUGAUUGUUUCAAGCGAAUUGAGUUCGCCCAAUCGGAGAUCAUGGCCGCUACUCUCGCUAUAAUUUUGUAUGGUUUCUCUGCUUCAAACA